CUUGUCAUAUACUGGAAUGCUGUGAUGGCCUGGCCCAGGAUGUCAUCAGCACCAUAGGGCAAGCUUUUGAACUUCGAUUUAAGCAAUACUUGCGAUGCCCCUCUAAGAUACCUACUAUCCAUGACAGGAUGCAGAGUUUUGAUGAACCAUGGAUGGAGGAAGAUAAUGAGGCAACAGAACAUCCCUAUUACAACAACAUCCCAAAUAAAAUGCCCCCCCCUGGCGGCUUCAUUGAUGCCAGGCUCAAAGCAAGUCUUCCCAAUACUGCAGAUACAGCUCAGUCUGCAGCAGGAGUGGGAGGAGAGCAAACCUAUUACCAGAGUCGUCACUUAGGAGAUAAACUCAGUGAAGACUGGCAUCAUGGGCCUGUUAAGCAAGGAUCUCUGGAGAUUUGUAGCAUGCUGGAAGGGAAAUCACAAGUAACCCCAACAGCAGAGAUGCCAACAUAUGUAAACACCCAGCAUAUAAAUAUAGAAGCUCUACUGGCACUUCAGGCAGAUGCUGAAGGUACCUUCAGUGGAACAGCAGAUGAUACCAAAGAGAGCAGCCCAGGAAAGGAUCUGUUUGACAUGAAACCAUUUGAAGACGCCCUCAAAAAACAAACAUUUGAGGCUGGGUUGAGUAAAUCCACCUCCACUAGAUGCACCAGUCCUCUUUUAUCCAGACCAGCUGACUGGACAGUAGCUGAAGAGCUGAGUACAGAGCCGUGGUACCAAGGAGAGAUGAGCAGGGAAGAAGCAGAACAGCUGUUAAAGAAAUGUGGAGACUUCCUCGUGAGGAAGAGUACCACGAAUCCUGGCUCCUAUGUGCUGACAGGCAUGCACAAUGGGCAAGCCAAGCAUCUGCUUUUGGUGGACCCAGAGGGAACUGUUCGUACAAAAGAUCGUGUCUUUGACAGCAUAAGUCAUCUCAUCAAUCAUCAUCUCGAGAAUAAUUUGCCAAUAGUUUCUUCUGGGAGUGAACUCUGCCUGCAGCAGCCCGCUGAGAGGAAACACUGA
This is a messenger RNA of Pterocles gutturalis (yellow-throated sandgrouse), 998 nucleotides long. RefSeq names its product SHC (Src homology 2 domain containing) transforming protein 3 (gene SHC3). Gene Ontology annotation, cellular component: plasma membrane. The transcript has 6 exons. Gene Ontology annotation, biological process: cell surface receptor protein tyrosine kinase signaling pathway. The annotation marks the transcript as partial. NCBI's taxonomy places the organism in Eukaryota, Metazoa, Chordata, Aves, Pterocliformes, Pteroclidae. The record is from RefSeq and is a predicted model, not a curated record. Gene Ontology annotation, molecular function: receptor tyrosine kinase binding.